AUGCCGGUUUACGAAUUGAUCUAUUUCAAUGCCUACGGGAGAGCCGAGCCAAUUCGGCAGUGUUUCGCGUACGCGGGAAUAAAAUACACGGAUACAAGGCUGGAAUUUUCGGAAUGGCAAGUGAUUAAGAACAACAAGAGCAGUAAGUUGGCUUGAGCAAAGAUUGUGGCCUUUCAAUGCAUGUUGUCGGAGAAAUCUCUGAAGAAAAAUGUGUAAAAAACUCGGGGAGAGAAGCUCUUUGUUGUCCAGGCGCUUCACUAUCAAAAGGCUGAAAAUUUGUAAUUGUAAGGCUGUCGGGAAAAUAAUGAGCAUUCUGUCGCCUCAAAAAUCGCAUAGUCGCCGAGAAAAUGAAUUGUGUGGCGGCAAAAUCAAAUUGCUUGCACUUCAACGAAGCGAUUGGCGCAGCGACAUUGUGCUCAUUAUUUUUCCAACAGAACGAUAACAGGUUUUCGAAAAAUUGCAAAUAAUGGCUAACAUGGAAAGACGCCAAAAUAAUGCUCAGAUUUUCAUUAAAACUUUCCAAUUUUUCAGAGAUUCCUUAUGGAGUUUUGCCAGUGCUUUUGAUUGAUGGCAAACCGCUUUGUGAGAGUCACGCAAUCACUCGCUAUGUUGCCGAGGUUGCCGGGUUGGACGGAAAAGCGGACCUUCUUGAAGUUGCCCGACUGGAUCAGGCGUAUGAGUUGUGUCGCGGUUUCUUCGAUGCCGUGAAGCCGUAUUGGCUAUGUUUGUUCGGUUUCAACCCAGAGGAUCCGGUGAGUGAAGGGAAUUUAUAAACCCUGAUGUCUGUAGUGGCUAAUUUGACGAAAGAAAUUGUACUUGACAUGUCAAAUGUUACAAGGGAACUACAUAGUACUAGCGCGACUCUCGAUUUGAAAUUUAGCACAAAUUAAGGUUACUUCUUUCUAAGGUCUAUGCGAGAUUCUUUUGACUUUAUCACAAUUUCGCUGCGCCGAUCGCGUCGCUGAAUUAAAAAGCAAUUUGAUUUUGCCACAAUUCAUUUUCUCUUCGGCGAUGCAAUUUUCGAUGCGAAAUUGUCCUCAUUAUUUUCCCGACAGACUGAUGUUUAUUGUACUUGUAUUGUUUCCAGGAAAUACUAAAGGCCGAAGUGUUCCUUCCAGCGGUGGAAAAGUAUUUCCCAAAUAUCAUCGAACUUCUACGGCCAAAUUAUAUCUUCGGACGCAACGGCAUAACAUACGUUGAUCUGUAUUGGGCCAAUAUCAUUGAAUUCUACAAAAAGCACGCCAGAGAUGUGAUCGAAAAGUACCCACAGUUUAUGGAGCAAGAGCGACUAAUCAAGGCGGUCCCAAAACUUCAAGAAUAUUUUGCCACUCGACCUAAGUGCCCGUUCUGA
Messenger RNA from Bursaphelenchus xylophilus (pine wood nematode), 1351 nucleotides. The record is from the annotation of a GenBank genome assembly. NCBI's taxonomy places the organism in Eukaryota, Metazoa, Nematoda, Chromadorea, Rhabditida, Aphelenchoididae.